AUGGCGACGCUGGGAGGCGAGUCCCAGCCGUUCCCCGCUGGCCUGGCGGCGGCCGGGACGCUGCACCCCCAGCAACUCGGCGGGGGCGCCGGCUCGCUCGGCUACAACCUGCCGCUCAGCCGCGCCCUGGAGCGGGCGCUGGAGGAGGCGGCGCACUCCGGGGGGCUCAGCCUGAGCGCCAGGAAGCUGAAGGAGUUUCCGCGGGGCGCGCCCCGGCACGACCUCUCCGACACCGUGCGGGCAGAUCUGUCCAAGAAUAGAUUAACUGAAGUUCCUAUGGAGCUGUGCCAUUUUGUGUCACUGGAAACACUAAAUCUAUACCACAAUUGUAUUAAAAUUAUUCCAGAUGCUAUAGUGAAUUUACAAAUGCUGACUUACUUAAAUUUGAGUCGAAAUCAGCUUUCUUCUUUGCCAGCUUGCCUGUGUGGUCUUCCUCUAAAAGUCUUAAUUGCAAGUAACAAUAGGCUAGGUUCCCUUCCAGAAGAAAUAGGUCAGCUAAAACAGUUAAUGGAACUGGAUGUCAGCUGCAAUGAAAUCACAGCUUUGCCACAGCAGAUAGGCCAGUUGAAAUCUCUAAGAGAACUGAAUAUCAGAAGAAAUUACCUCAAGGUUUUACCACAAGAACUAAUAGAGCUUCCCUUGGUAAAGUUUGACUUUUCCUGCAAUAAAGUGCUCGUGAUUCCAAUUUGUUUUAGAAAGAUGCUGCAGUUACAAGUAUUAUUGCUUGAGAACAAUCCUCUGCAGUCCCCACCAGCACAAAUUUGUAUAAAGGGUAAAGUGCACAUAUUCAAAUAUCUGAGCAUACAGGCAUGCCAGAUUAAAACAGCAGACUCACUUUAUCUUAAUGCCAUAGAACGACCACACUUGCAGCAACCUGUGGAAGAGAGCAUUGAUGAUAUAUAUCCAAGUAAAAAGGAUUCUGAUUCAGGUGUUGGCAGUGAUAACGGAGAUAAACGUUUGUCAGCUACAGAGCCCUCUGAUGAAGAUACUGUCUGCCUUAAUGUACCAAUGUCAAACAUUAUGGAAGAAGAUCAGAUUAUAAAGGAAGAUUCGGGUCACCACAUCAACCUAGUCCAAGAAUUUCAUCAGGGACCUUCACUCAUGAUUCACAUUGAGAAGGCAAGAGAAGCAGGAAACCAGUUUGCUGAAGGAUCACAUCCCCUCACGACUGAAUUUAUGAGCUACAUCAAGGGCAGAGCAGCAGAAUGUGAUGAAUUAUUGCGAAUAGAAGAGGACACACAUUGGCAAACAGAAGGAAUAACAAAUACAUCAAACAAGCAAAAUAUUGAUAUAGCCAUGAAAGAUAAUUUAAAAGAAGCAGUAGAUUUGCUACAAGAUCCCAACAGAUUAAGCAUGGAUAUUACAGAGAGCAGUGGUGUGAAUCUGUAUCCCAUGGAAUCAACAACAGAUUUAGAAUUACAGGAGUCUACAGUAAAUGGCCAAACGCAGAUGGAGGAGGCACCUAUCUAUCAGAAUGAAAAUGCUGAGGAAGGACUAGAAUUUCAGAAGAGGAGAGAAUUGAUUAUAGAGAAAACCAAGACUGAAGCCAAAACAGCAUAUAAGCAGGAUGAGACGCAACUACUGAGUCAGAAUGAUCUGAUUGUCUGGAAUAUUGGAGGAUGCAGUUCUCACAAUGAGAGUAAGGAAAAGACUCCCACACAAUCUUCUACUACAAACAACACAGCUCCUUUUGGCCUGAAGCCACGGUCAGACCCACCCCUCACUCUUCCUCCUAUCUCCUUCAACAAACUUACACAGGCUCAGACAUGGGACAACUAUAGCUACAGUAUCCCAUCUGAAGGGGACAGUGACAAUGUAUUUUUUAAGACCUCAGAGAAAAUUGGAAUCCAUAGACCCUCAAUUUACAAUUCGAGGAACAUGGAAACAGAUGAGAGAGAGAGAGAGACUUGUGGAGCAAUUGCGUGAGAACAUUGAAAUGAGACUAAAGAUUUGUUUGCCUGAAGACUUGGGGUCUGCUCUUAUGGAUGGGGUCGUUCUCUGUCAUUUAGUCAA
Gopherus evgoodei (Goodes thornscrub tortoise) is the source of this 2013-nucleotide messenger RNA. RefSeq names its product leucine rich repeats and calponin homology domain containing 1 (gene LRCH1). The transcript is spliced from 19 exons. Gene Ontology annotation, molecular function: protein binding. The record is from RefSeq and is a predicted model, not a curated record. Lineage: Eukaryota; Metazoa; Chordata; Testudines; Testudinidae. Bases 1 to 1926 code for a protein of 641 amino acids.